CUUGCUUCCUUUUAUCUUCUAAAGAGCAUCGUGAUAAUAGUUUAAUUACAUAAUUCUCGUAAAAUAAAUCCAUAAUAACUUGUUGAUUUACAUUCUACGGCUCGGAUUAAUGACGUACCGAGUUGCUACAGAGACGCGACUCUAAGGCUCAUGGUGACGUGGUUGACUGGACUAAAUUUGCUCAUGACUUUAACGUCAUAGAACCAAAGUCAACAUCACAAAUCCAAGUCUUUUGACACCAGUUCUCAAUUCAAUUCAGUUCACAAACAAUUGAAGCCGUCCAAAUCAGCCAUCAUGUCUCUCCGCAUCUCGCAAUCCCUCCGCCGCGCAGCCCUGCGCACCAGCCCAUCGACCCUCCUCAGAACCUCAAUCAUAACCCGCCGCUUCGAAACAACCUCAUCCGAACCCUCCCCCAAGCCCAAAAGGCGCAUGACCGACAUGCCCGUCCUCUACUCCGCCCACGCCAAAGUCGUCGGCGCCCGCAAGGGCCACGUCGAGGCAGAAUCCCUCAACGUCGACCUCACCAUGUCCAAAGCCCUCGGCGGUCCCGGCGACGCAGGCAAGACUAACCCCGAGGAGCUGUUUGCCGCUGGCUACGGCGCUUGCUUCCAGUCCGCCAUGAACGCCGUGGCUGCCAGGGACGGCAUCACCAUGCCUACUUCUCCCGAGGACAGUAUCGUUGAGGCGACGGUGCAUCUUGUCGGUGAUAUGCAGGAGCUUGAGAUGUGUCUUCGUAUGGAUGUGAAGAUUAUGGUUAGGGGUUUGGAGCAGGAUAUGUUGGAAUCGGUUGUCACGAAGGCUAGGAGGGUUUGUCCUUAUACUAGGGCCGUCAAUGGUAACGUCUGGACGAACUGGGAGGUUGUCAAGAUGGAUUAAUUAAAUAACGAGGAAAUUGUAUAUUAGUAACCAUCCUAGCGCGGUACUGCCCUAACUUAUACCGUUCACAUUGUUGACUUAAAGAGAAGAAUAAAUAAGGUUGUACUUUUUACUUGCUCCAAGC
Molecule: messenger RNA, 1000 nt
Organism: Fusarium redolens
Lineage: Eukaryota; Fungi; Ascomycota; Sordariomycetes; Hypocreales; Nectriaceae
Product: OsmC/Ohr family
Exons: 1
Coding region: 295-876 (193 amino acids)
Biological process (GO): response to oxidative stress
Source: RefSeq, a predicted model, not a curated record